CCGAUUUACUAUAUCUGUUUAUAUCAUUGUCUUUGCGGCCCGUACGUACCCAUCGGCCCGCCAUCCCACGUCAUUCAACAUCCUCAGUCUCCUCACCCUCUCUCUCCGGCAACAUCAAACCACCCCUUUUAUACACAACAAGAAACUCUCUCACCUCCCCUGCUCUCCCACCAUCACCAGCAACAAUGAAGACUUCACUAUCAUUGUUCCUACUUCUCACCCUCUCAUUCUCUCUCCUCUUUUCUCACUCUCUCUCCUUCCAAUCCGACGAACUUCUUCUCGACGACGAUGAAUUCGAAGGACUUUCAAAGCAACAAUCAUCUGACAUCCCACGAUCCUCCACCCCUUCUCCUCCUACCACCGCUGCUAUACCCACCACUACACGGCGGAGAUCGUCGGAUUCUGAUAUUGAUUCUAAGCUUCAAUUCAAUGUUGAACAUGCUUUCGGAGAUUCCCAAUUCUCCCAUGCUGGAACUUUCUCUGCUCGUCUUAAAUCCUGGUCUCAUGGUGGUCAGACUCUAACCAAAUUGCGGUUUUCGAGGAAUACCUUGACAAGCUCAGAACAGGAGAAAUUCAAGGAGCUGUUGCAAACAGAUGAUUUCUAUAAAAUAAGACUUCCAUCCAACGUCUUGAGUCCUCCAGGAAGGAAUUAUACUGUUUCAGCUGUAAAGGCGAGAUGUCUUGCUAGAGAGGCUUUGGAUGAACACUUUGUCAUACACAUGGAAGGAGUGAACAUAUUGGCUGUCAACUAUGGUUCUUUUGGGGCAUGCCCAUAUCCUCGGCAGCUAAAAUUUCCUUCCAAAUGGUCUUUCAACUCACAUUCAGUGUUGAAAUACAGCGAACUGGCUCCAAGAACUCCUGUUUUUGUUGAAGAGACUCCGGAGGAGACUGCAGAGGCUGAAGCAAUGAAUCAACCAGAGAAAUCCUUUUGGGCAAAAUAUUGGAUGUAUUUGAUCCCUCUAGGGCUGAUGAUUAUGAAUGGUAUGACACAAGCUUUGAACGUGCCAGAGGAGGCCACUGGCCAAGCAGGAGGGGGGCAACAACCAGGAAGGCUUCCAAAUGCAGCUGUACGAAGAAGAUAGUCUAUUAUUGGAAGCUACUGAUUACUUGAGCUGUAAUGGGCUUAUGUGGUGCAACUAAUCAUUAACCAAGUUCCUUGAAGAAAUCAGGAGGCUUUUGUCAAAGACCCUCAAGUUUUGUUGGAAAGCAUAUAGUCGAUAUAGACAUAUUUAUGUCAUUGGAAGUGUCUGGUUUCCGAGUCGCAUAAAAAAUUUGAUUACUAUGUAACUAUGUGCAUUUAGCCUUAGGAAGGAGGUCGAUAUGGCUCAAAUUCUAUAUGAUGAUUAUGUUUUGGUUGUGACUUUAGGUUCCAUUUUAGCACUUGGCCUUUGUAACUUGGACCAAAUUUGACUUGCUACUUCAUAAUUGUUUAGUCAAUGAAUUUUGUUUGCUCAUUCCAAGUCUA
Chenopodium quinoa (quinoa) is the source of this 1465-nucleotide messenger RNA. Its product is annotated as ER membrane protein complex subunit 10-like. Lineage: Eukaryota; Viridiplantae; Streptophyta; Magnoliopsida; Caryophyllales; Amaranthaceae. Bases 186 to 1082 code for a protein of 298 amino acids. The transcript is spliced from 9 exons. The record is from RefSeq and is a predicted model, not a curated record.